This is a messenger RNA of Macrosteles quadrilineatus (aster leafhopper), 964 nucleotides long. Its product is annotated as protein lethal(2)essential for life-like. Bases 125 to 739 code for a protein of 204 amino acids. Gene Ontology annotation, molecular function: protein folding chaperone. NCBI's taxonomy places the organism in Eukaryota, Metazoa, Arthropoda, Insecta, Hemiptera, Cicadellidae. The record is from RefSeq and is a predicted model, not a curated record. Gene Ontology annotation, biological process: response to heat; protein refolding. The transcript has 4 exons.
AGCGCACCCUAGCGGGAGCCGGCCAGUCGAUGUUGUGAGUUGAUACAAGAUCUUACAAAAGUUUGUUCACGCUAUUUUCUGAUUUUCAUUGUUGUUCCUGAUAUUCUAAACGUACCAAAACACAAUGUCCUUUAUGCCUGUCAUGCGGUCUACCAGCUCAAUUUUCAAGAACUUGUCAUCCCUGAGCAGAAUAUCUUCUCAGGGUUUGCUUCAAUUACCACACACACGCUCAUACAAUAUGUCGCUGGUUCCGUUCUUGAUGCGAGACUUUAUCCGCGAAAUGGAUCACCCGAGACACUACGACCGAUUCGGGAUGCCUCAUACACCCUCCAUGCUGGAAGUACCACCCUGGAAACUGCUUAGCCAAGUGGAGCCUGACGCAACCAUUGUCAAUGAUAAGAAACACUUCAAGGUGACGUUGCACGUGCAACAUUUCAAGCCUGAAGAAUUGACAGUGAAGGUCGUCGACAACUUUGUGAUUGUCGAGGGAAAGCACGAGGAGCGUCAAGACCACCACGGGUUCGUUUCUCGGCAUUUCACUCGUCGUUACCACCUGCCGGAGGAUGUCGACGCCAGUGUACUGCAGACUACGUUGUCUUCUGACGGAGUUCUGCAGCUGCAGGCUCCUAAGAAAAUCCAUGAGAAGGUCGGCAGGACUAUUCCGAUCUUGCAUACAAACGCUCCAGCCCUCAAAGUAGCUGAACCUCAUCCACAGCAGGUAGAGGAGAAGAAGAAGUAAGACUGGAGGUCUCACCUCAAUACGUACCUUGUAAGACUGAUUUAUUUACUUUUUAAUUUAAUUUAUUUACUUGUUCACUGCAGGAAACAGAUUUUCUUGGAAUAAACAAUUUUUUAUUUGAUUCCAUCAUGUUUUUGUUUGAAAUGUUGGUAUGGAUUUGUUUUCAAUGUUUUGUAAGUUAGUAAUGUUUGUGUGUGGUGUUUUUUAGUAGAAAAAUUACGUAAU